AUGGGUAAACUCGUGAAGCUAAUAGGCUCGGGCAUCGGCUUCACCUCGGAAGCCAUCCAUGCCGCCCGCAACCGCUCGUCCAACCAUGGCGAUCGCCCUUCUUCGUCCACAGCUGGUAGUCUCCCUGAUGGGGGCAGCGAGUAUGUUGUCAUCGACGACAAAACGGCCGACUCGCUCAUCCGUGAGGGAUACGCAGAACUACCGGCCUACCCGGAUGGACGCGCAGAGUUACCCGCCUAUCCCGAGGGGUAUGCAGAGUUACCAGCUUAUCCCGAUGGGUGCGCAGAGCUGCCGGCUGAUUUCAACGAAAAUCAACAGAGCAAAGCCGCUGAAGCAGGCUAUAAUUCGAACGUGGAUAGCGAGUCCAAGAACCCAGAUGACCUAGACCGCGGAGUAAAUCAAGACGAGGCAGUCUGGGAGCUCGACGAGACAGCACAGCAUGUGCGGUUAUCGACAUCUGAAGUAACCGAACCUGCAGCCACGGCUCCAAGCCAGACAGAGGAAGCCAAAGAGGAGCAAAACGAAAACAUGGUUCGUGGUCUUGUACAAAUGGCGGGACCAGUUCAGACGGUGCAGCGGGUUCCGUGUCCCGUGAUAAUUCCUCAACGCAGACCAGGCAACAAGGAUCGGGGGUUUGUGCGAGCGUACGCGCCCGUGCUAGCCGAUUGUGGUAUUGGUCAGGAUGUGUUUUUGAAAUUUCUAGAGGAUUUUUUUCAAGCGAGCAAGGCUUCAGCGUGGAUCGAGGUCGUUUAUAUCGCUGCGGGCAUCGUGGGCUUCUUCCCUGAAACAGCAGCUCAGAUAACAAGCAUCAUCGUUCAAACUGUGGCCGGAACGGCGCGUGAGAUCCAGUCCCGUCAUCGCUCAAACACCUUUCUUGACCGUGUGAACCAAGACCUAUUCAUGCCUCGUGGCCUCUACGCUAUGGUCAUGGCAUUCAAAGAUGAAGCCCCCGAUCAACAGCAGGGGGCCCUUGGCCUACUCUCAGAGAAGCUUGUGAAGUCACUCUUUGGCAUCGAGAAGGUUGAUAUCAACCAGCCAGCCGAGAAACAAACAUUCGAUGCCGGCCCGACUAUCGCGAAGUAUACCCACACCGACGAACACCCAGAAAUGAACAUGGUCAAAAAGCGUUUGAAAAACAUCAGACUGGCCAGCGGUAAGACUCACGGCCAGAUCGAGCUCCCGGAGGCUGCGCCGUUGGUUUAUCCCGAUUUAGAUCGCGCCACGGCAGGGGCGAUGGAGAGCACGGGGAAGGAAUCCGAGGGGACGCGCGAGAAAAUGCAGAGCGCGGGGGCUUGGGUACAAGAUUACAUGGAUAGGAAGGCGCAGGCCUCAUAUGAAGCCAAAAACCCAGGGUCCUCUCUAGCAGUUCCUCAGUCGGGGCGUAAGGGGUUUGUCUCACGAUAUAACGACCCGAAUCACCCGGUGAACAACGGAAAGCUUACCUCGGUGCUGACCGGGGGCCUCAUGGGGAACAAGCCGUGCCUAAUUGAACGGGUUGCGACUUCCAUCAGGGAAUCACAAGACUCCAAGAGAAUUGCUCGCGGUGAACCUCCAAGUGAACCAAUUAAAGAGAAACGGCAGCGAUAUCACCGCAAGAAGAAGAAGCCUGGGUUUGCUAAGAAGGUUCUGCAGCAGGAUGUGCUUUAUCUGCUGAUCGUCAACAUGCCGACCGAGGAAGAGCUGAAGCAAUCGAUUGCUCAGCUAGAACAUCUCAUGGAGCAGAGUGGGCAGCGUCUACCCUCAUACUGA
Molecule: messenger RNA, 1749 nt
Organism: Aspergillus caelatus
Lineage: Eukaryota; Fungi; Ascomycota; Eurotiomycetes; Eurotiales; Aspergillaceae
Exons: 3
Coding region: 1-1749 (582 amino acids)
Source: RefSeq, a predicted model, not a curated record